Bathycoccus prasinos is the source of this 210-nucleotide messenger RNA. Its product is annotated as photosystem II 13kD protein, chloroplast precursor. Gene Ontology annotation, biological process: photosynthesis. NCBI's taxonomy places the organism in Eukaryota, Viridiplantae, Chlorophyta, Mamiellophyceae, Mamiellales, Bathycoccaceae. Bases 1 to 210 code for a protein of 69 amino acids. The record is from RefSeq and is a predicted model, not a curated record. The transcript is spliced from 2 exons. Gene Ontology annotation, cellular component: photosystem II; chloroplast.
AUGCAUCUACUUUUGUCCGUCACAGUGAAGGUGGAUGAUCGCCUCAACGGUGACGGCACGGGUCUUCCGCUUGGUAUCAAUGAUGGUGCCCUCGGGAUAGUUCUUGGAGUUGUUCCUCUUGGGAUUUUUGCUCUCUAUUUUACUGCGGGAAAGCAAGAUUCUGAUAUCAUUGCUGGUGGUAAAGACGAUGAAAGUGGAUUGUCUUUGUAA